AUGGGCUGCACAGUAUGCGGGCAUCCUUUUGCAGAGGUGGGCCAGGGAAAGGUCACUCCUGAGGCUAUCUAUGCGGUUCAGGGCGUGUCCUUUGCCACGGUCCCCGUGGUGGUUGCUUGUGGCUUCAUCAAGAUGCUGUUGCAUCCGGAUUUCAACUUCACAGGUGGCAUCGCCUGCAAAUACAUGGAGCUCGGGUCUCAGCAGGCUGACCCUAAGGAAGCUGACCGCUGCCGCGAAGGGCGCACUGGCACAUGCUUCUUCGUGGCCGGGUUGUUGAUGAUGGUGUCUGGAAGUCGCAUGAUCAUUCCGCGGCUUCGCGAAGUUGAGGAGCAAUACCUAUUGCAGCAGCCGACCCAUUUGCUAAGUCGUGAGGGUCUCACCCUUCGCGCCGAACAGCGACAGCAAAUCAGGACUGUUCCAAUCCGAUGGAAGCGCGCCCACCUGAUUUUUGUCAGCGUCUUCCUGAUCUUCCCACUGAUUUUGCUGUGGGAGUUCACGUAUUGCGAUUACUUCGGCGAGAACGCGCUGUACUUUAUCAUCGGCUUCAGUUUCGCCAUGAACUUUGUGGACAAUUCUCUGUCCAGGGCCGUUCGUGAGGAGCUGAUUCAGGUGCCACUGUCCACCGCCUGCAGCGUGGUGCUCUUCAUCGGCACUCUAGGCGCUGAUGACUUCGUGGACUUCUGCGAAGGCUUCUUCCUUGAGCUGCUCUAUGGCAUUCUCGAGCGCUUGAUUUUGGGCUCACUCAUGGAGGCGGGAGAGAAGAGCGUCGCCCAGGCAAUCCAUUGGACGAAGACUCGAGCCUGGUUCUGGCGCCUGGCCUUGAUUGUCACUGGAGGACGCUCCAGCUCUGGUUUGCUAAUGUCCGAGGGCAAAGAUGACGAAGAAAUCCCACCAGAGGAGGUGGUUGUCGAGGGUACUCCAAUCGAGGAGGCCAUGGAAGAGGUGAUCGGCUGCGGUACCACGUGCAUGAGUACUGUCAUGACGCCUUUCAUUAUCUUGGCGAUCUUCUUCUUUGCAGAGGAGACGGAGAUUCCAGCGCAGUACGAUAUCCGUAGUACAGAUUUGGUCUGCUACCUGCUUUUCGGCUUGAUCAUCGCCCCUUUCCAGGUGAUGAUGGAUAUCCUCAUGAACCACGCCACCGAGCUGCAGAACAAUGUUCGCAUCUACGACUACAUGCUCUACGCAAAGUGGCGUUGGCGCAAUCGUGUGACUCGCUGGCUGUUCGACGAUCCCCGGCUUGACCUAAGCAUCGCAGAGCCCUUGCAGAGCGUCAACCACCUGGCCUUCUCUCCCCAGUUCUACUUCAUUGAGACUUACUACACCUGGGGAAUGCUGGUUGGCCUGCUUGCCAUCACAAUCUUCCUGCGAAAGGCGAUGAACCCCCUGGACGAUCCUGCUCUGUUUAUCAUGGUUGGCCAGAUGAUUCUUUUGAACUACAUCCUGGAUCGCCUGAUUCGAUGGCUGAUCUCAUCCGUGCUCUGGAAGCCCAUGGACAACAGUAACUUCCGCGUCUUUAGCCGGUCCGUGGCUCUGGCCCUACAGCGCAAGGAUGCUGCAUUGCUGCAAGAGAAGUACCGCCAAUGGUUCUGGCAGCGCCACACAGGAUGGCUAGUCAACCACCUGAAUGAUAUCUUCACUCCACGUUCACGUGAGCGCUACCGUGGUAAGCUGAGCCUUCUCUACCAGCAGGCACUGCAGCUGCAACCGACUCGCGUCUACAAGACGCCUGGCGAUGCCUUUCCAGAGCCGGUGGGGCAACAAGAGCUGCCAGAAAACUUGCGCCUGGA
Symbiodinium pilosum is the source of this 1787-nucleotide messenger RNA. The record is from the annotation of a GenBank genome assembly. NCBI's taxonomy places the organism in Eukaryota, Dinophyceae, Suessiales, Symbiodiniaceae.